GCAAAUGGGCGUGGCCUAAGCAAAGGGGGCGGUCUUAAAAUGGACGCUUAGUUGCUAGGACGCGCAGGCGCACGCGCGUCCAUUUGUCAACGUCGCUGUUAGCGGCCGGCUGGUGAACGACGACAACUUGGACUUGAGUUGAGCCGGUGGAGAAGCAGGCGGCGGCCAACGGGUGGAGGCUGAUCAUGGCGGCGUCCGGCGGCGCCACCAAGAUCUCGUGGCGACUGCAGGAGUUCGAGGCUCACGCCGGUCGCGUUUGCUGCGUGGCGUUGAGCAAAAGUACCGGCCGCCUCCUGGCCAGCGGUGGCGAAGAUUGCAGAGUCAACAUCUGGUCCGUCAGCAAGGCCAACUGCAUCAUGAGUCUGUGCGGCCACACGAAGGCGGUGGAGUGCGUCCGCUUCAACAGGUCCGAGGAGCAGCUGGUGACCGGGUCGCAGUCCGGAUCCGUACGAGUGUGGGACCUGGAGGCCGCCAAGAUGUUGCGAAUUCUGACGGGACACAAAUCCAACAUCACCAGUUUUGGUUUCCAUCCUUUUGGAGACUUUUUGGUAUCCGGCUCCACUGACACAAACAUCAAGAUGUGGGACGUGCGGCGGAAGGACCCCAUCUACAGGUACAAGGGUCACGCGGGGGCCGUCCGGAGUUUGGCCUUCAGCCCGGACGGGAAGUGGUUGGCGUCGGCCGGCGACGACUGCACCGUCAAGCUGUGGGACCUGAAGCAGGCCAAGACCAUCACGGAGUUCACGGCGCACACGGCUGCCGUCAACGCCAUCCAGUUUCACCCCAACGAGUACCUGCUGGCCUCAGGCGGCGCCGACAGGUGGGUGAGGCUGUGGGAUCUGGAGAAGUUCUGCCAGGUGGGGGCGCUGCAGGAAACGGGCGCCAUCAGGUGCGUGCUGUUCAGCGCCGACGGCGGCUGUCUGUUCGGCGGCCACGCCGACGUCCUCGGCGUUUGCGCGUGGGAGCCCGACCGCUUGCUCGACACGGUGACGGUGGGCUGGGGACGGGUCUGCGACCUCGCGCUCAGCAACCAGCAGCUGAUCGGCGCGUCUCACCAGCUGAGCAGCGUUUCGACGCACGUGGUGGACCUGAAGCGGGUCAAGACGAGCCCCGACGCCGCGCCGGUGGUCCCGGGAAGUCUGGUGACCGGGUCUCAGCCCGCCGACCCCAAAGCGGGCGCGUUACGGCGUAGCUACGAACGGCUGGCCGCCGCGUCCUCACCAUCUCCAAGCCUCCGUAUGUCAACGAGACCAAAGUCGUCCGUAUUCUGCUUUAGUACCGGAUGCGGUGGCCGUCACGACGAUGUGAUGUCGAAAGGGGAAGAGGGAAAAAUGCAGUCAGUUAUCCUCAAGCAGAGCGCCGAAGCGGAGAGGCGGAGUCCCGAAGGAGAGAGGCGGAGCCCCAGCGAGGACGAAGCGGAUGAGAAAGUUUUGUCGGCCGAAAUCCACAACGCGCAAGACUAUCGGGAAAUUUUCCAGCCCCGCAACGCCAUAUCUCGGACACCUCCCAAGAUGUCGGAGCCUUUUCCUGCGCCGCCCGAGGACGAACGGCCCGUCGGCGACGCGCCGCUUUUACCCGAGCGGCAGCCGGGCUCCCCGUCGGCGCUGCCCACUCCCGUCCAGAGGGUGGAGCCCACAGUGGUGGCCUGUGUGAAACGCGCCGCCGCCGCCGCCGCCCAGGUUCUCCCCACGAGCGAGCGGGCCCCGCUGCCGCCCCAAAUCUUUCCGAUCAGCAGGAAGGAGCCGACGGGCCUCAACGUGGCCGACUUUCUUACGGGCCGCCGUUGUGGCAUCCUGAAUGAAAGCGAGGUUUUGAAUCACAUCCACAACGGUCACGCCACCAUGUGCGUCAUGCUGAGCAACCGGCGCAAGAACCUGCAAAACGUCCGAGAUGUUUGGGCUCGCCAGGGCAUCAAGAGCGCUCUGGACGCCGCCGUCUCCAUGAACGACCUGUCCAUCGUCGUGGACGUCCUCAACAUCAUCAACUUGCAGCCGUCGCUAUGGACGCUGGACGUGUGCGCGACGAGUCUUCCUCAGAUUGAUGAACUGCUGCAAAGUAAAUAUGAAAGCUACCUGCAGUGCGGCUGCACGUCCCUGAAGAUCAUCGUGAAAUAUUUCUGGCCGCUGAUCUGGGAAACGCUGAGGGCGGGGCCCUCCUCGGUGGGCGUGGACGUCACGCGAGAGGAGCGGCAGCAGAAGUGCCGGGUGUGCUGCAAGCAUCUGCAGAACAUCAACAACGUGGUGAAGAGCAAAGCGGCGCGGGUGGGCAGGCACGGCUGCGCCUUCGGGGAGCUGCGGCUGCUCAUGGCGCCGCUCGACCGACAACCGUCCCCGUAGAAACGACGAGGACAAGCGUAUCCGGGGAUCGGAUGCUCCGGAGUCGUGAUUAGAAAGUCUCAGUGGGGGAGGGGGCAGUGUACGUCUCCCCUGACACCCGGAAUCGCUUCUCAUUGCAUUCGCAUCUUUACGUGGCGGAAAAUCCCCAUCUUGUGAUUCGGGUUAACAGUUCCCAACGUGAUCCCUUUUCAUUAACGCUCUUUGAUGAUGGCCUCAAUGCACUUUGAUGCCUUUUGGGAAUAAAAGCUUUUGAAGAGGACUUUGCACGGUGGUUG
Molecule: messenger RNA, 2611 nt
Organism: Syngnathoides biaculeatus (alligator pipefish)
Lineage: Eukaryota; Metazoa; Chordata; Actinopteri; Syngnathiformes; Syngnathidae
Gene: katnb1
Product: katanin p80 (WD repeat containing) subunit B 1
Exons: 21
Coding region: 186-2336 (716 amino acids)
Biological process (GO): microtubule severing; microtubule depolymerization
Cellular component (GO): katanin complex
Molecular function (GO): microtubule binding
Source: RefSeq, a predicted model, not a curated record